Molecule: messenger RNA, 1848 nt
Organism: Scomber japonicus (chub mackerel)
Lineage: Eukaryota; Metazoa; Chordata; Actinopteri; Scombriformes; Scombridae
Exons: 10
Coding region: 1-1848 (615 amino acids)
Source: RefSeq, a predicted model, not a curated record
AUGGGGCCCCCCCACCACCGGGAGGCUGGGGACCCCCGCCGCCCGGUGGAUGGGGUCCCCCGCCACCAGAGUGGGGCCCGAGGAGACCUCUGUCCCCUGACUGGGGACCGAGAGGACCACCACCGCCAGGCUGGGGGCCCCAUCCAGAUGACUGGCUGCGCCCCCCUGAGGACUGGGGCCCCUUACCAGAGGACUGGAGGCCCCCCCACCCAGAGGAAUGGAGGCUUCACUGUGAAGCCUGGAGGAGGUACCGUGAAGAAUGGAGGCACCCGGAGGACUGGGGCCCCGACCGGCCGCUCCCUCCCCAUGGCUGGGGGCCUCCCGGUUGGGGUCCGGAGGGGCCACCUGAGCCGUGGGGCCCUGAGCCCGGACCUGUCCCUGUCCCUCCCCCGCCUCUGCCCCCCCCUCCUCCCGUCGCCUUGCCUCCUGCGGACCCUGCAGCCUACGGACCCGUGCCGGUGCCACCGGGCCCCCCACCGCCGGCCUGUGUCCCUCCAUUCGGCUUCCCGGCGUUCCCCCCCCCCCACCUGGCCCGGAGAGACGGUGCCUGUUGUGGAGGAAGUGAUGCCGAACCCGCCUCCAGACCAGCCGGAGUGGAUCAAAGCUUUGAUUUCAGCUCCCGGUUCUGAUUCGACGCCGGCUGACUUAAAGACGGCCAAUAAGACGUCAGAGGAGCCGCCUAUCACUCAAACUCCUGCUGUUGAGCCCGCCCCCCCGCCUGUAGCCCCGCCCCCCUCCAAACCCAGACCUGAACCCUCGAGGAGCUCCAAGCCCUUCGGCCUGCUGGGAAAACGCACGUUUGAAAAGCCUCCGCCGGGAAGAUCCACCGGCAUCAUCUCCUUCGUCGGGCCGAGUUUCGGAUACAUCGAGAGAGAAGAUCUGGAGAAGUUCACGUUCAGCUUUCCGGCGUUCUUCGGGAACCCGAAGGCGAUGGUGCCCGGAGUCCGAGUUCACUUCACGGCCUGCAGGGAGAAGCUGAACAGUUUGAUAGCGACGGACGUGAAAGUGGCUCCGGGUGGAACCGAGAACGUCGACACGGAGAUCUACGAGGCCGUCGUCAGUCAGCCCAUCUCAGAGCCGCAGCCCGGCGAGCGGCAGUACCCGGGUCAGGUCCACGUGGACAUCGGCCAGCUGCGGACCAACCUGACGUUCGACAGGAAGGACAGCUCGGUGACGCUGCUGAAGGACGACCAGGUGCUCAUCAACCUGCUGACCGACAUCGUCACCGAGAAGAGACGAGCCACCAACAUCAAACCCAAGAUCCCAGCGACCUUCGGCGUCACCAAGGAGACCCGAGAGACGGGCUUCAUCGUCAGCCUGGACGACAUCGAAGGCGUCAUCAAGUCCGAGGAACACGGCGAGCUCACCUUCGACAUCAAGGAGAACUUCAGCGACAUCGAGUUCACCUCAGAGGACAUCAACGAGGAAGUGGAGUUCACCGCCCUCUUGCUGAGAUCGGGGAAGAAGGCGAUCCGGAUCCGCCGGGUGAAGGAGCCGCUCCUCCUGACGCUCUGCAGCGCCACCGCCGCCGCAGCAGCCGAGGAGGAGGAGUUCGCCGCCGCUAACAGUAACCAUGACGACCGGCAGCUGAGAGCGAGAGCCAACGCCAAGCUGGAGCUGGGAAGCAAAAUGGUGCUCGACCCCGAGCUGUACGAGGGCGUCGUCAGCCAGCCGAUCAUCGAGCCCACGACCAAUAAGGCGGUGUCUAAAGGAGACUUCCACCUGGCCAGCUCCAGUUCGAGGCGGGCUCUCUUCCUGGCCGUGCUGUCCGUCACCAUAGGAACAGGGAUCUACGUGGGCGUUGCCGUGGCGCUCAUCGCCUACCUGUCCAAAAACCACCACUGGUAG